AUGGACGCAUCGAAGCAUUACGCUACCCCGUCCUCGCGAGAGAAUGCCUCUCCUCCUUCAAAAGACAGCUCGGCUUCUCGUCCGAGUAUUUCCAGCUCGACCAGCUCGAAUACUACUUCCAGCCCCGAAGCAAAAGGCACCUAUUCGGCAGAAACAUUCCAGCAGGAUAUUCGACAUAUUGGCUUUUGGGUACACAAUAUCAAACCUUGA
This is a messenger RNA of Penicillium alfredii, 210 nucleotides long. RefSeq lists its product as uncharacterized. The record is from RefSeq and is a predicted model, not a curated record. The transcript has 2 exons. NCBI's taxonomy places the organism in Eukaryota, Fungi, Ascomycota, Eurotiomycetes, Eurotiales, Aspergillaceae. The coding region runs from base 1 to 210 and encodes 69 amino acids.